AUGGCUGCAGUCACACGCAUUGCAGGCCUAUCAGGUCGACGAUACAUCAUUGAACGAGUCUUGCAAGACAAACCAGGACCGCUAGGACGUAUAUACCUUGCUUCGUGGCAAUACGUCCUGAAGAGCGUGUCAAAGAAUGACUUCAAACCUUUCCAAGAUAUGUUCAAUGAUCUUCGAAAGUGCCCCUACGUCCGAGUGGCCGACGACGCACUUCCUGAUCAAUCGAUGUUUGCCUACAGAUACUUCAAGGGCCAUCUGCUUUCUUUCGCGCAGAGAGAUGUGUCUCUCCCUCUGACGAAGAAGGUGCUAAAGGACUCUCUGCGAGGUAUUGCGGCGUUACACGACAAAGGUAUCGUGCAUACGGACAUCAAGGCCGAUAAUAUCAUGGUGGAUUGGAAUGAGACAGGUGGCUCCACUACCGUUACCCAGGUCCAGAUUGCCGACAUUGAGGAUGCUGCGUAUGUUCCUAACGACUGCGCCAUCGUGGGAAGGCAGGUUGGGAAUUGGAUGUGGCGGAGUCCCGAGGCUCACGCGUCCGGUCAGGUUUCCAAGCCAUCUGACGUCUUCUCUUUUGGGAUUGUCUGCAUAUAUGCUCUCACCAGACGUGUCAUCUUGGCUGUCGGCGAUGAAGAACUCCAAGAUGGAGAGGACAAGCUGGCUAUCGUUCUCGAACGGCAGCUGUCCUACUUCUCUGAUAUAGACAGUUUGUAUGGCCUGCUCCAGCAUCUCGGAGACAGCCCUUGGGUGCAGAUCUUCACAGUGAUCGCAGAGGGUUUCAACGCAGAGUUUCCUCGGGCGCCGUUCGCGUUGUGGAAAGAUGUCGAUCCGGAGUUCAAGGACCUAGUUGGAAAGAUGACGAGCGUUGACCCGAAGAGGCGGAUCACAGCCCAGGAAGCUUUGGCGCAUCGAUGGUUUGCGGAUGUAGCGUGAAUACCACAUUGCAUCGGCACAGCGCGGUUGUAUGCCUCCGCUUCUCGUCAACGCUAGUUCUUAGAAUAAACAUACUACGCCUCAGACUCAUCAAGAUUACAAACUACGCCUUUGUCAGAG
Dothidotthia symphoricarpi CBS 119687 is the source of this 1050-nucleotide messenger RNA. Its product is annotated as kinase-like protein. NCBI's taxonomy places the organism in Eukaryota, Fungi, Ascomycota, Dothideomycetes, Pleosporales, Dothidotthiaceae. The coding region runs from base 1 to 930 and encodes 309 amino acids. The transcript has 3 exons. Gene Ontology annotation, biological process: protein phosphorylation. The record is from RefSeq and is a predicted model, not a curated record. Gene Ontology annotation, molecular function: ATP binding; protein kinase activity.